Molecule: messenger RNA, 576 nt
Organism: Zasmidium cellare ATCC 36951
Lineage: Eukaryota; Fungi; Ascomycota; Dothideomycetes; Mycosphaerellales; Mycosphaerellaceae
Exons: 3
Coding region: 1-576 (191 amino acids)
Biological process (GO): protein targeting to ER
Cellular component (GO): mitochondrion; endoplasmic reticulum
Source: RefSeq, a predicted model, not a curated record
AUGAACCCCCAAAUCACCAACCUGGUCAUCAUCCUCGUGAUGAUGCAGGCCAGCAAGAAGAUUCCCUUCGACGAUCCGAAUGUCCUGAUGGGUGUGCGCGGGCUGUACGUCCUCAGCAAUGUCAUCAUAUUCGGCAUCUACAUGUAUGUCAAGAUGCAGAUUGACAAGAAGAGAGACAUGACCGUCCUCAAAUACGUCGAACCAGCCCCCAUGGGCAGCACGGAAGAGCCCAAAGCCGUCACGACGACCGUGCACGCCUACGACCAGCAACAACUCAAAGGCCUGCUCAAGUCCCAGCUCAUGGGCGUCGGCAUGAUGGGCGUCAUGCACCUCUACUUCAAGUACACCAACCCGCUGCUCAUCCAGUCCAUCAUCCCGCUCAAGGGCGCCUUCGAGGGCAACCUCGUCAAGGUCCAUCUGUUGGGCCAGCAGGCGACGGGCGAUCUCAAGAGGCCGUGGAAGGCGAAUAAUGGCAUGGCUGGGCUGAUGGGGCAGGGUUCUGGGGAGAUCAAGACGGAUAAGAAGAGUGUUGAGGCGGCGGAGAAGGCUGGUCGCGGGGGUGUUAAGGAGGAGUAG